Messenger RNA from Myripristis murdjan (pinecone soldierfish), 4665 nucleotides. It is a transcript of the gene rnf180b, whose product is annotated as ring finger protein 180b. Gene Ontology annotation, biological process: positive regulation of proteasomal ubiquitin-dependent protein catabolic process; serotonin metabolic process; norepinephrine metabolic process. The transcript is spliced from 8 exons. Gene Ontology annotation, cellular component: endoplasmic reticulum membrane. Bases 29 to 1759 code for a protein of 576 amino acids. Gene Ontology annotation, molecular function: ubiquitin protein ligase activity; ubiquitin conjugating enzyme binding. The record is from RefSeq and is a predicted model, not a curated record. NCBI's taxonomy places the organism in Eukaryota, Metazoa, Chordata, Actinopteri, Holocentriformes, Holocentridae.
GUCCACGCUGCGAGCGUCACCGUUCUCCAUGAGCUGCUCAACUUGUGUAUUUCUUUGUUUUCAAACAGCUUUUCUUUAUUCCCAAGACUCCAGGAUGCUCUCCAGCCACCAGAACUGGACUGAAAACCUAUCCAUGGACAGCCCGAGGGGGAUUACCAUGUUACGCUGCAGGAGGUGUCGCAAGAGCUUCAUAGACUCAACGUGUUUGUAUCCACAGAUUGACACCACAGAUGACAGCACUGCUGCUGUUUGCAGUAUUUGGCAUGUGAAUGUUGACACAUUGCCAGAAUGGAUACUGACCUCAGUCCACCAGGCCCAGUGGACUGUAGGAAAACUGAACUGCCAGAACUGCGGUGCACGUUUGGGCGGCUUCAAUUUUAUUAACCACAGCAGGUGUCCUUGUGGCCAGGACAUCACUGUCCACCUCAGCAAAAGCCGCGUGGACCAUGACCACAGACACUCUGUUCACAUGGUCCAGCCAAGGAGGACGAGGCCAGAGAGGGGACCGGCCGGCCUGCAGCGCGGCACGGAGGGCUCCGAGGACGAAGAGGGAAAGCCGGAACUCAACACUCUGGCUUGUUUGCAGCUUAACUGUGCCGUCAUGUCGCGUGUCGACCCUGACACACAAGCCACGGCCCGUGCAGACGCCUCGCCCCAGCUGACUGAGACCGAAGCUACCAAGUCGUUUCCUCUCCAGCCGUUGUAUAGCAUCUCUCAUCGAAAAAAGAGCAGUUUAGACCUCGAUACCUCCAGCAGGUCCUUAGAUCUCUGCCCCGCAGGCCCCGUGGACAAACCUCUUAUUGAGAUAGUGAGGACAAGGACAGAUGAGUCUGCACAUUCACCCGUGCUGUAUCACGCGAUUCAACAGCUAGAAACUGUUGCUGAAGGUUCGUUUAACAGUGUCGCCUGCUACUCAGCUGUUUCCAGAGAGAGACGGUCACUGCUGGACCGGCAGCAGCUGCCCGCUGUGGAGAGCCUCGGGUCGUCCACUGUCACUUCAGCUGACCAUGAGGAAGUUUCUGACUCACCCAUGUUCCUGAGAGGGAGAACCAUCUCUGACAGCAUUGCCGAGCAGGAGGAGGACGUUAUGCCCCAGGCCACCAGCACCUCCCCGGCCUCAAACAGACUGAGCAAAAGGGAGCGGAACCGUCUGAAGAGUCAGAGGAGAAAACAGAGGAGGAGAGAGCGCUGGCUCCAUAGUCAGCUGGAGCAGGAACAGACACAGAGUGUGAGUGGCUUGCUGACAGACAGUGAGGAGGAGGAUCGAGACGGCUACACCUGCGCUGUGUGUCUGGAUGUCUACUACAGCCCCUACAGCUGUCAGCCCUGCGGUCACAUCUUCUGUGAGCCGUGUCUGCGCACCCUAGCCAAGAACCGACCGACCAACACACCCUGCCCCCUCUGCCGCACCCUCAUCUCCCACACACACUUCCAGAAAGAGCUCAACCAGACAGCAAAGACCUUCUUCCCAAAAGUCUACCAAGCCCGGAAGCUAAACUUCCAAAAAGCGACUUGUGCAAAGUGGCCCCUUCCCAACUGUCGCAAACGCUUCCGCAUCUUCUGGGGAUACCAGAGACAGGCAGCGACAGCCGGCCGGCGCUGGCGCUUCGCCCCUGCAGGCUUCACCCUGGAUGCUCUGGAUCUGGCUGACAUGCGUGGCUGGCUCUUUGACAUGGACCUCGUCAUCAUCUACAUCCACUCAAUCAACUGGAUCCUGGCUCUGCUCAUCCUCAUGCUCAUCUACUUCUUCUUCUCUUGAGGGACAGACAGGUGUGUUUAAGAAUAAAAGAAGUUGCAGUGCUGUUACAGUGUUUGUUUUGUUUUGUUUUGUUUGGAGGGAGGCUCUUUAGACCAACAGGUCGUCUGAAUUUUCCAGCUGUGUCAGUACACAAAAAUCAAAUUUAUGUUGUCGAUGUUAAAUUGCUGUGAAGGAAGUAGAGUACAUCUCGCCAAGAUAUGGAAGUCAAGAAGUGGGAUCCUAUGCAGGACAUGAGUUGAAGUUUAAGUUUAUUGAGAGGCCCAAUGUAUGUUACUGGAGUUUUACUGGAGUCCCUGAGGAAGGCUCUGCCGAAACGCCGGUUUGGUGAAGAAUAAACCUAAGUAAAAGAGUCGGAGUGCGCUGCCUUCCUUUAUUUCUAACAUGAAUUUGUGUAUGCCUGGGGGGUCUGUGAGUGUGUGUUCUCAUUCGUUCUUCAUUGUGACUGGACACCGACCAAAACCCUCAGUUAAGGUUUAGGGAAAAGUGUAAGAUUUUGAACUGGGAAGUAUGUAGCAAAUCUGUUUUGAUGGAAGGCGAGCAAAGGUGGCUGUCUGACUCGUUUUGUCAUGCAGGAUACGUUUUAAAGGCUGGACUACAAAAGAUGUGGAGCCACUGAUUGUUGAAGCCCAGAUAACAAGUAAAAAAAAAAAAAAAAAAAGUGCAUCACUACUUUACCUUCAGUCCUGAUUAUUUUUGCAUAAAUUGUGGUACCUCUGGUUUGUUGGGUCCUGAACACUUCUUCUGAUCUGCCAUGUUUAUUUCUCUCUGUUGAUUUGACUGGACAAUAUAAAAAAACUGACAGUGAUGUCGAAAAAUUCAACCAGAAGGGCAAAAGUAGUGUGCAAAAGGCUUCAACUACAUUGAAAACAAUUAGAAAAAGCCACCCUCUGCUGCUUAAAAACGUAUCGUGUGCUGUCAGGCCCUUUGGAAGCUGAGCAGUCCCUGCGGGGUGUCUGUCAGGACAGAUGAUCCACGGGACAUUUUGUUUUUUUUACAGUUCAAACAUGCAGGCAUGUCACGGGAAAGAGAGCAUAAAGGGAAUCAAGAAUAUUAUAGCUUUGCAGUACACUCCUUUUCAACAGUUUGACAGAUUCAGAAUCCACAAAAGCUGUUAAUUAUUGAAUUCAAACAUUUAGGUUAUCUUUUUCUAACAGUUAAUAACAAGUAGUAAAUACCAUAACAAAUAAUAAUAAUCAUAAUUUAUAUAGUACUUUUCAAGCAUGGAUAAGUGAGUGUGUAAGGAUACAACAACCAGAAAUUAUACACAGAGCAGUAUUGGCUGUUAAUUAACUUAUUACUAUGUUUGAUUUAUGCAACAGGGGCCAACUUUUAGUGAGCUACAGAACGUGUUGCUGCCAUAUUGCCCGGCCGUUGAAAUAUUCAGAACUUGGUGCCGCAGCGUCGUCUUUUGGAAACCUGCAGUAAACCUGAUGAUGGCUGUAAAUGUGCUCUGACCAAAUUAGCCGGCAGCAUCUGGAGUAAUGUAUCCUGUAUGAGUCAUUAAGCUUUAUUGGCAAUCUUAAUUGGCCAUAACCAAGGCUGUGGUUCAACGGUAAAAGACCGAGAGAGUAGAAAAAGCCACAGCACGUCACCUGGAGCAGGUGCUCUGCUCAGGUCAUAAUAUUAUAUUAUCGAGGUGCACCAGCACUCAGGGACCUGGAAGGAGCCUCUGGCCACAUUAUAAACAGAACUCAUUAAUUGUAGAUACAGUAUUUGCAGACAUAAUAACCUCUGAUUUAUUAAUAGUCAUAUACACAAUGCACAGCAACAGCAACAGCAAGCAGGUGGCCUUACAUAUUAGUAUGGAAUUGAGUUAGAAAUUAAAUACUGUAAAAUCUGUUGUUUAUAAUCUGUCUCUUAUAGUAGUAUCAGGAAUCUUGAUGUUUUAACAAUCACCUGACACUUAUGAACAUCUGGCCAGAGUGCUCUUUAUAUUUAUUAUUGGCUUAUCACAACAAUUUACACAUCCCUUAGGACAUACUACCUAUCAUGCCACCAUGAUAUCACUGCACUCACAGGCUGAAGGCACUGCAUGUGUUUCACUUUAAAAGGUAGGUUUAAUACAAUUACAUUUUGAUUGAAUCAAGAAAAGUAAUCCCUACAUGUAGAGAACAUACUGUAAAUGAAUAAGAUAAUAUGUCAGAAUGUCAGCGAUAUUACAGCAUCCUUGGUCAGCAAGUUGCUUUCAAAUUAAAUUUGUGGCUUGGGCAUCUGCCAAACCAAGGAACUUCAGGAGCCGGGGAGCUUUUCUGCGCUGUCAGUCAGUUGCAAAGCUGAUUUCCAGCGGCCCAGUGGGGAGGGGGCAGAAGGGAGAGGACGGCUAAGGGCUUUAGGCUUCCUGUUUUCCUCCAAACUCACCUGCCAUGGUUUUAAACACCGUACCUUCAGAAGAGUAUUCAGUUACUUUACAACAAAAUGUGGGUAUGGCCAAAUGGGUUGAAUACUUGAGAAAAGUAAUACAAAAAUAAUAGAAAACAUACAGCAGAACAGGCAGAAGGAAUAUCGAAUAUUGAGUAUUUUUGGAAUGUAUUUGUUUACUUAUUUUUUUAAGGAAAGUGUUUAGUCCUUUUGCAGAGACAUUACAUGCUGAUUUAAAGUACAUCCAGGCUUGUCUGAUUGUUCUUGACAUGUUUCUGGACUUUGGUUUGAGUUGAGGGGCCAAUUAACAACAUGACGGACACACGACUAUAGUGGUUCCACAGUUGACAGGGGUGGAACAAUUAAACUGAUAAUGUAAUACAUCACAAUAGUUCAAGACAUUAUCGAUAUCCUUGUGCCUAGUACUGAUAAUUGAGUUUUCAACUUAAUUUGCACAGAAAGCACAUUUGAGUCUUUAGGUAUUUUAACUGGACCUGUUCUGUCAUGUUCAUGUAGCCGCUGUGCAUAUUAAAACACUGAAAACAUGA